UUAGACUGUCAUAUUUAUAUGUAGAAAAUUAAAAUUUAAAGCAAACACUUUUUAAUCGUUGCUUACAAUGAGCGUUCAUUUAAGUAGCUCACCAAGGUUGCCUCAUGUGGCUGCAAGCUUGGUGCCAAGAAAAGACAGAAUGCCACAAGUGACAAGUCGAAGAGCUGCUUUGAGUAGCACUGAUGCGGGCAAGCGCAAUGGCCUUGAUCCUGACAGCGAGGACAGCGAUGAGAUGAGCAAGAGCAGCAAGUCGAAGCUGCUGUUGGUAACAAACUCUAGCGUGUUUUUCAAAGAUAGGCAGGCUAAAUUUCGAGCAGAGCGCCGCAAGUUCCGCAAUACAAUGGGAAAGGACAAUUGUGUUUUGCAUUGUUCACAGCCAACGAAAUCUGUUUCAUGUGCAGGCAGCAGCGGAAUUCUCUCGCCGGGCUGCGCUUGGCUCCAAGGCAAUGGGCUGCGAACUUGUCGACCUGGAAACGGGCGUGCUGUGCUGUAAAUGCCGCCCGGAAUAUAUGUUCAAGUUGUAUACACAAGCUGCUACUGUCCCUUUUAAACGAUAGAAAUGAAUUUCUCCAAGCACUGCAGGCGGCUGUGUUUAUAUUGUGCGAAUCUCUAUGACAAUGUAAAGCCAACAGAUUUAUGUGUGGGCGCGCUGAAUAAAGGGGCAGCUUGUUGGCUGCGCUUG
Molecule: messenger RNA, 682 nt
Organism: Drosophila busckii
Lineage: Eukaryota; Metazoa; Arthropoda; Insecta; Diptera; Drosophilidae
Exons: 2
Coding region: 68-493 (141 amino acids)
Source: RefSeq, a predicted model, not a curated record